UGACGUGGCAGAAGGCGGAAGCGAUGUUGCGGCAGGUGGGAGCUCAGGGGCUAUUAUUUCCUAGCGCGGGCCAGGGACGCUGAGUGGGUUACUCACAUCGGGACUGAAGGGACGAUUUAAUAUUGGAGAGGGAGGAUAGUAACGAUGAGACGGAAGAUGUUUCACUUUUUGAUGGAGAAGACGAAAUGUCCAGAAAGCCCAAGAAAUCAAAAAUAAAACACCCUAUAGCUUCCUUUUUCCACUUGUUCUUUCGGGUCAGUGCAAUAAUUGUCUACUUACUUUGUGAAUUGUUAAGCAACAGCUAUAUUGCCUGUAUGGUGACAAUCAUCUUACUUCUGUCGUGUGACUUUUGGGCAGUGAAGAAUGUCACAGGAAGGUUGAUGGUUGGCCUCCGAUGGUGGAAUCAGGUUGAUGAUGAUGGCAAAAGUCACUGGGUGUUUGAAGCCAGGAAGGCAUCUGGUCAGGGGAGGAAAGCUAUUUCAGAAGCAGAGUCCAGAAUCUUCUGGCUAGGAUUAAUCACAUGUCCUUUACUCUGGGUGAUUUUUGCCUUCAGUGCCCUAUUUUCUUUCAAAGUUAAGUGGCUGGCAGUGGUAAUUAUGGGUGUAGCAUUGCAAGGAGCUAAUCUUUAUGGCUAUAUUCGGUGCAAAGUGGGUAGCAGGAAGAACCUGACCAGCGCAGCAACUUUCUACUUGGGAAGGCAGUUCCUGCGGCAGACCACGCCCAAGGAUGACCAAGCAGUAUCUUGAAGUUCAUGAAGAAACACUACCUGCCAUUUUCAGUCCUUAUGGAGAAUGGGGGGAAAAACACCCCUAUUUCUUGGGCUCUGUACAGGAAAUUUAUAAUCUGUGUAUGGAUUUUUGUAAUUAAAUAUCUUAUAGAAGUGUUAAUUGUUACCAUUUCUUACAACUUAGAUUUUACAGAGCUCUUCUUGACUCAGCUGACUGCUGGACUCUUUAAUUAAUUAAUUCUCCACUUAAAAGUAGGUUAAAAAAAUAGUGAUGACAUCUGUGACUAUUUAUAACGUUGCAUUCCUGAAAUAGCCAGAACUGUCCCCAGGAACUUCGCAGUCAAAUAUUUUUGCUGUUUGAAAUCCAGCUUGUUCAAGAAGUCUCAUGAUAAGGGCUUGAGCAAUCUUUCCUCAUGUGAGAACUAUGGAAUGUAACCUAGAUGACUUAAUGUCUACAUUAUUGCAAGAUCAGGUAUUUUUAAGCAAGUAUUUUAGAUCUGAAUUGGAUAAUUUGAACAAUUGGAUAAUUUCAGCUAAAGAUCAGGAAUUGAGAGGAAGAACUAAGGGUUCCAAUUUCACAAUCAGAAUAGAAAAACACUGAUGCCUAUUGAUCGGCAAAAAAUAACUUUCCUAUUUUGUUUGGUUUUGAUCUGAACCUUCUUGAAUAUUGAGAUUUCCCGAGAAGCAAGGGCAAGUUCCCUUCAGCUUAAUAUCUGAAUAAAAGAGAAUUCUCAGGCUACAACCACCGUAGCCUACAAGGAUGUAGAUCUCAAUUCAUAGCAUCCUAUAGAGAGAGGAAGGAUUUGAGUGUGCCCCUUUGUGCCACUUAACAAGUUACUGAUACAGAAGAACUGUUCUGAAAUUGCUAGUGUCAAUUCAUAAUGAACCCGAACAAGCAACUUCAGAACUGGUGAAAUAGGAGAUUGAGCUAUUUAGGCGGCUCAUGUUACUAGAAAAAUCAGCCCAGGUGAUCCACUGGAAUAAUUUAGGUCAUGAGUAACCAAUCCCCAGGUCGUGGCCCACUUUCGGGCCAUGACUUAUUUGGAACCAGGCUGUGUGAGUGGUGGGCAGGUGCAUGUUCACAUGCAUGCGCAGCUCAGCUUGCGCAAGUCAAGCUGCAGGCACAUGUGCAUUGGCCUACAACUUGUGUGGGCCAGUUCCCUUCUCCUCCUCCUCCCCCAGCUGGGCUGUCGUCAAGCCGCAAAAGUUGUGGACCACUGAUUUAGCCUAGUAUUUCUUUGCAAAUGUGAGCAAUGCUUCAGUGAAUUUAGGCUCUACUGAGAAUGUGGUAGAUUUCUGCAAAUUCAUUGCUUUGAGUGAGUCCUGUGCACAGGGCCUAGCUUGUCACGGUGUGCUACAGAUAGUUUUCAAAAUCAGAAUUAAAGUUUAUUGAGUUACUGCUGUUUACUGGGUGGACAUCCAAUUCUUCAUUUCAAACAUGAUCAAUUUGUAUAGUUCUCAAGAUGCUUAAACAGGAGUUGAAGCUGCAUUACAAUUACUGUUCAGAAGUUUAUAAGUUAAGCUUAGAAAAGAAGUGUUGAUUAUAAACAGACUGAAUAUAAGCCUAGUGGUGGUUUAUUGUUCAUUUUUAAAAGGAAAAGCGAUUGGCAAGUUUCUAUAUGAAUGUUCAUAUUUGGAUAUGAAAAGUGACGGUUCUUGGAAUACAGAAAUAAUGUAUUUAAAAUC
Molecule: messenger RNA, 2413 nt
Organism: Ahaetulla prasina
Lineage: Eukaryota; Metazoa; Chordata; Lepidosauria; Squamata; Colubridae
Gene: TVP23C
Product: trans-golgi network vesicle protein 23 homolog C
Exons: 7
Coding region: 186-746 (186 amino acids)
Biological process (GO): vesicle-mediated transport; protein secretion
Cellular component (GO): Golgi membrane
Source: RefSeq, a predicted model, not a curated record